Hyposmocoma kahamanoa is the source of this 1051-nucleotide messenger RNA. RefSeq names its product peptidyl-prolyl cis-trans isomerase A-like. The record is from RefSeq and is a predicted model, not a curated record. Bases 126 to 704 code for a protein of 192 amino acids. Gene Ontology annotation, molecular function: peptidyl-prolyl cis-trans isomerase activity. Gene Ontology annotation, biological process: protein folding; protein peptidyl-prolyl isomerization. NCBI's taxonomy places the organism in Eukaryota, Metazoa, Arthropoda, Insecta, Lepidoptera, Cosmopterigidae. The transcript has 2 exons.
GCCCAUCGUCGCCCGCGCCUCGAGCGUGCUGCGAAGGUCGCCGAACCGACCAAGUGAGAACGAGUGGCCACUGCGCAAUGCGCAUUGCGCUGUAUAAAUGAAGUAUUCGGCUCGGCGGGGUAAAAAUGACAGUUGCUAGUAUCUUGCGACGCACCCUUGUAAAUGGUACAGUUUAUUCAGCUGCAGGCUUACGCUAUGCUUCAACUCAGUCAGAGAAAAAGGUGUUUUUCGAUGUAACCGCUGAUGACGAACCUUUGGGUCGCAUCGUGAUGAAACUUUACAACGAUGAGGUUCCGAAGACCGCUGAGAAUUUUCGGGCUCUGUGUUCUGGAGAGAAAGGAUUUGGGUAUAAAGGAUCGUCUUUCCAUAGAAUUAUUCCGGGUUUUAUGUGUCAAGGAGGCGACUUUACUAAUCAUAAUGGUACUGGUGGGAAAUCUAUUUACGGCCGGACCUUCGCCGACGAGAAUUUCACUCUUAGACACACCGGAGCCGGAAUCUUGUCAAUGGCCAAUGCUGGACCUAACACAAAUGGAUCACAGUUCUUUAUCACUACUGCUCCUACACCCUGGUUGGAUAGAAAGCAUGUUGUUUUUGGAUCUGUUGUCGAAGGUAUGGCUGUAGUACAGAAAAUGGAAAGCUUUGGCUCAAAAAAUGGAAAGCCCUCAAAGAAAGUUAUUAUUGCAGAGUGCGGUGAGUUAAAAUGAAACUGAAUUUUAAUUUGUUUUUAAAUUAGUGCCAUUGUUGAAAUAGAUUCUGUAGAAUGUUGUAGUAGUUUGUAAGGAUAAUAAUUUUGUAAAUAUAUAAAAUUUGCAUUUAAAACUAGUUCUAAUUUAGCCUAGAUCUUUCAUCUGCCUUUAUUCGUAUUUGUAAGAAGUAUACCUCAGAUAAGUAUUAUUGGAUAUUUGUCCUGCUUUUUUCUAGUAUGACCAUAAAUAAGUAGGUGUUUGGAAUUUGAUUAGUCAGUUAAAAAUCAUUUAUUCUGUUUUGUCUUUGAAAAAAGUCAAUAGAUAAUUCUUCAUAUCUAGUUUGCUUACCUCUAACCAGGUUUUAU